ACCAUUCAUUCUUAUUGAAAUUUUCUGUUAGUCCCCUCAUUCUUUCUAUCAUCUUUGUCUCUCUAAAAACCAAACAAUGACAAGCAAGAGAAAAGGGAAUUGGACAGUGGAGGAAGAUAAGAACUUGUGCAGUUCUUGGGUGAUGAUAUCAGAAGAUGGAGCUGUGGGUGCCAAUCAAAGGGAUACAAGGUUAUGGGAUAGAGUGGCGACGCAAUUUCGAUCGAACGAUCGAAACACAUCUCGUACUAUCAAAAGCAUGGCUAAUCGAAUGGGCACAAUCACUAAAUACUGCAAGUGUUGGAAUUCAGCUAUCCAAAGGGCAGAGAGGAAUCAACCAAGUGGCACGAAUCAAAUGGAUGUGGUAUGAAUUCUCCGUCACCAUCAUUGUUAUUUUUUACCUCGUUCAUUAGUACGUGUGUUCUAUUUUCUAACUCUUUUUGCAUCUCAUUCAUUUAUACGUAUAGGAGCAUAUGGCAGAACAACUCUAUUUAAGCGAAACCGGAGAAAAGGGGUGGAAUUUUGGUCAUUGUUGGUGGAUCUUGAAAAGAUGCCAAAAAUUUCAUACCGUGAUAAUAAUGCCAUCUCCAAAUCAAAGCCGCAUGAGUCAAGGUUCUGAUGGUUCUCUCAUGGGUCUUGGUUAUCAAUCAACACCACAGACAGACAUCAAUAACACACACUACAAAAAACAGAACUUUUUGCGACGAAAAUUUCAGUGAGGGAGUAAAUUCGUCGCUGAAAGUACUCUUCUGCGACGAGUUUUAUUGAUACCGUCGCAAAAAGCGCAACUGCCAGCGCAAAAUUUUUUGGGAGUUUUAACAUGAUUCGGCGACGGAUAUUGGCGUCGCUGAAGCCCGGGAUUUUAUUGCGACGACAACUCUGUCGCAAAAGGAUCAAGUAAAAAUAAAAAGAAAAUCUAUAAUUCCAUUUUUCUCUACCGAUCUAAACGACGUCAUUUGCAUCUCCCAUGUAAAAUUACAAACUAAAUUCACGAAAAAACUAAAAGAAAAAUAAUAUUAGUCUGAUAUUUAUUCUUUAGACUUAUCCAUGGGAGCUUAAACGUUUCCCACCUCUCCUUCUCCCCCAAACCCACAACCCUAGCUAAAAAUCUCACGACCCAAUCUUGCUAAAGAGCGGAUCGGAAAACUCUAGCCACCAGCAUCGCCUCCCGCAAGUUGACCGGCGGCUCCUCCUUCGCUACCUCUUUGUCGCAUCUGGCGACUCCUUCUGCUACUCCUCAUGCUCCUGUUCCUGCUCCGUCGACAACGAACUGGCCAAUAAGUCCAAAUCACUCACGUAUAGGCGGCGGAUGACGAGAAUGAGCAAGACAACCAUGGAUCUAGGUUCCCAGGGGAUUCUGUUCUCGAUGAUCGAUUCCCCCAAAAUGGCGAAAGUAGUCUCGUCCAACCGCUUCUCGCUGGCAGGGAUACGGGAAUCGGUCCAAACUGCGAUUCAGAGCGAGGAAGGGGUGAAGAAAGCCAAUGAGAUUGGAGCACUUACGACAGAGACGCGCAAAGUGCUCGACAACCAUUCCUUUGUAUUUUGAUUUCAUUUUGCAAUUGGUUGCUAACCCUUUGUUUUGCAGAUCUUUUGGUUGUUGAUUUCCCCUUUGUCUGCCACAUCCCUUGACUAAUUGUUUACUUCGGUUAUUUCUUGUUUUGUUUUUUGCUUCCAUGCUUUAAUUGAAAGGAAGAAGGUUCUGCAAUUGGUUGCUCUAACCCUCACCCUGUUUAGUUUUUGUUCUGGUGAUCCAUAUUUGGCUCUUACCAUUUUCUUUGUGUCUCUCAAUAGGGCUACAUUAUGACUAAACAGUCCCUUAUGACUACAACUUUCAAAAUACUGUAAGCUCUUAUCCUCUAUCGUAUUUGUUGCUAAUCAAUUAUACUAUUACUAUGAAACUAAUGGCCUUGUUUACCUUGGUCUUAUGUAAAUUGUAAAAUCUACCGCUGUUUGAAAUUACGGAAGAGCAAUCCUGCAAAAUAGCUUGUCGGGCAACACUCUUUUGAUUUCAGCAUCCUUAUCUUGGGUUAAUUGCCAGUAUAUGAUAACUUUUAUGGAGGAAAAUGAACAUUAUAUAACCAUGCUAACAGUUUAGAGAUGGGUGUGCAUGAUACUAGAUAAUCUUCCUAUUGUUGUCCCAAGACAGAGGAGGCAUGGUGGUCAGUCAACUACUUAGGAGCAUAGUUUCCGAAUUUGGUUCAAAGGAAAAUGGUCAUGUCCACACUUUCCUUCCUUACUGCUGCCUCUACACCCUGCCCACUCCCUCGCCACAUCUAGACGUGGAGCUGCAAGCAGAGUAGCACUACUCGAGGUGGACGAGGUGAGGGUGUUGUGGCACGUGGUGCUCAUGAGAGGCGGUUGGACGGAGGCAUUCACGUUUAUGGAUGGGGUUGUGUAGGUGAGGCAAGAGGCGGCGAGGGCAGUAGCAGGGUUAUUCUCGCAGGAGCUUCCCCCACCGGGGCGCUGUCCCUUUGGUGGUGGGACGAGCGGGCUGGCCACGGAUUUGAAGAUGGAGUUUGCGGAUUGUAGGAGAGGAGUGGACAGCUGCUGAAGCAAAUAUACAGCAGCACACUAAAGCUAGUAAGCUCUUGUUUGUUAACAAAAAUGUCAUUACAUAUGAAUGCAACUAUUGCUAGCUUCUUUUCAUUAAUUAAGUGGAAUAUGAAGACGAGAAGGCUACACAGAACAAGAAGCUUAUAAGCUCCCAUGGAAAUGAAGUAGAUUUAGAUUGGAUUUUGAGAAAACAAAAUGAUGGUAGAUAGUAUAUAUUUUUGUAGAUGAGUGGAAAAGUUAAAUUAACAUCUAUCCAGUAUCCAAGUGCCUUUUAAUGUCUGAAAUGCGUAUGCUGCAUACUGUGAAAAAGAUAAAUCCAAAGGAUAUGAUGGGUGAUACAAUUACAAAUGAAACAUAGGUUGCUUGUGCCAUCAACACUUCUGCCUUUGAUUUAUUUACUUACGAGAUAAUCACAUGUUCUGUCUAUAGAACUGUAAUGCUUUGCUGGACGUUUAUUUUGAGCUUCUGUAUUUAAAUCAUUUCAUCUUUUCUCUCUUCUUUUCCUUGCUGCAUUUUACUUGGUUCUUGAUUUUUAUGUGUUAGCUUGGACAUUCCCAUUUAACCUCUUCUUUCUAAUCUUGAGAACCUCUUGUUUCAAAUCAUAGCAGGAGGUGAUGUGAACCAGCAAUGACCACCGUUCGGAUACUUUGGCAUGGAUUAGCAGCGACCAACAGCUGGGAUAUUUUGGCAUGGAUCGUGGUGUUGAUUGUGGUUAGUUUGAGAAUAAAAAAUGAAUGUUAUCUUACAAUAUUAGAGUAAAUUCUAGCUUUUUAGACACAGAAUUCCUUGGGCAUGAACAAUGAAUGUUCUUGUUUUCGUUUUCCUAGGUGUAUAUACUACUUUCAAAAAUUGUAAAUGUUAUAGUUGGAAACAUGUUCGGUUAGUGACCUAUUAUGUAUGGUUUUAUGUACAAGGAUGUUCCUAUUAAUAACGUUGUUAAAUUAUUACUCUUCUUAUAAGAAAGCGUCAGUUGUGUU
This is a messenger RNA of Linum trigynum, 3527 nucleotides long. The record is from the annotation of a GenBank genome assembly. Lineage: Eukaryota; Viridiplantae; Streptophyta; Magnoliopsida; Malpighiales; Linaceae.